AUGGAAGAACUUACCGCGUUUGUCUCCAAAUCUUUCGACCAGAAAAGCAAGGAGAGCAGCAGCGGAGGAGGAGGUGGUGGCGGCGGAGGUGGUGGUGGUGGAGGAGGCGGCGGUGGCGGUGGCGGCAGCAGCGGCGGAGGAGGCACCGGCCACAAGAAGGAGACUAUCACGUACCGGGAAGUUUUGGAGAGUGGGCUGGCGCGCUCGCGGGAGCUGGGCGCCUCGGAAGCCGGCAGCCUGCAGGAGCUGGCCGAGAGCGGCGCGCACUGCCCGGUGCACCUCUUCAAGGAGCACGGAGACGGAGACAAGGACAAGCUCAAGGACUUCAACCACGCCAGCAGGACCUCGGAAGGUAAGGAGGGCACCGGACCCACCAGGCGAGGUGGUGCGUGGGGGUGUGGAGGGGGGCUCUGUCUCUCCACCUCCUCUCCCUGCCCCAGACACCGGCGCCGAAGGCCUCGAGGCUUUUUGGGUGGGGAGGAGCGGUUGGGCAGGGGGCGAUCUAAUAAUAAUAAUAAUAAUAAUAAUAAUAAUACUCCACUUGUCUAGCAACAGCAGGAACGGCCGCUGGGAUCGUGAAGCACUUCUGGAGUGGAAAGUAGAAGGAAAAGGGAGAGGAGGGAGAGAAACACCCAAACUUUCCCCUUAGCUUUUCUGGGAACAAUAGGAGUGCGUGGAGAUGGGGGGCGGGCGGGGAGGAAAAAGAAAGAAGCAGGUUUCGCAUCGACGACCCGAUUCGAUCCGAAGCCCGGGUAUCCUUUGCCCGGUUGCCUGCCUGUGUUGCUGCCCGAAGGAGCUUGUUCUGGAACGAGCCUCCAACGUCGUGGCUUCAAUUAUGGCUUCUUUUUUUGUUUCUUUUCUUGCAUUAAAAAGAGGCGUGAGGGAAGCCAGCUCAGGGUAAACUGGUCAGAGGCCUGCGGGGAGGAUCGAAGCAGAAAAGAAGGAAGGGAAGGACGGAAAAGCGCUUUAGGAUUUUGUACCGAGCCCGUGUCGAUAGUUUCUUCGGGUGUCCCUUCCUUCCUUCCUUCCUUCCUUCCUUCCUUCCUUCCUUCCUUCCUUCCUUCCUUUCCCCUGAUGUGUAAGAUAGCGUCCCUUCACCCCGGGCCACCAGGUCGAUAGCUCUUCCUGUCCCGCUUCACUGUUGCCUAUAGAAAGGAGCAUUCUGAGGGUGAGGGAAAGUAAAUUUUUAAGAAAGUUGAUAAAACGUUUUUCGGCGAUUUAAGACAGGUUUCCUCCAGGGCAGACGCGAUGGAUUUAAAUGCAGCAAUCCCUUAGGUGGGAGAAGGGAAAACUUUAAAUUAAAAUUCAGCUGGGCUGCUCAGUUAUGUUAAUCUCCCUUCCUUAAAAUAUGUUUUACUCCGCCAUUCAUUCUGCUCCUUCGCUUCGUAAAAUAAUAACGGUGUGUUGGAUCGAUAGUAUUUAGGAGAUUUGGGCCACUUGUACCAUAAACAGAACAAAACGAAACGAAACAGCAUUCUGUCCUUUAUAGAAAAGCCCUAUCACUCAAAUCUGCUCGCUCCUUUAAUAUCAAUGUUACAUAUUAUUAAUAAUUCUUUUUUAUGUUCUAUUAGAUUCGUUAUAAUCGGAAGGAGGGCUUAGACUCAGGGCUAAAUAAAUGAGAAUUUAAUUUCUGGGAAGCUUUAAUAAUUCCAAUUUCAUAUAUAUAUUAGAGAGAGAGAGAAGGGCCUAGAUUUUUUAAAAUAGUAAGGCGUGAAAUCCUUUGAGUUUCCUGAAAUGCUGUCAGUUCCAAUGCACGGUUAUUAUUUUGGGAAACAAUAUACAUAUCUAAUAUUUUAUAUACAUAGAUACCCGUUUAUUGAAAACGUGCUUCAUUCUCAGCAGUCACCUGAACAUGCAACUCUGAAAUGUCAUAAAAUAUAUUGUAAUCUCUCUCUCACUCACACACACACAUCUCAAGUUUGUAAUUGUUUUUCGGUUAAAAAAGAAAGUAAUUCAAAAGGGUAUCAACCUCAGGAAGAAUCCAUGGAGGAAGACUGGUUUCCAGCGGUACAACAAACAUUACAAGCGAAAAAUCAUUACCAUAUUUGUGAAUGGUUGGAACGCUGGAACGUUUCUCCAUUAAAGGGAGUUGUAAGGGAGGCAACCCCUCGAACGUUCGUAGGGAGCAAAAAAUGUAGUGAUCGUGGGCCGGAAGUGAAUUUCAGCGGAAUCAGGGCAAGAGACUAAUGGACAGUGUGUGUUGAGAGAUCUUGCUCCUAGUGUCAAAAAUCCGUUAGCUUCACACCUGUGUUUGGUAGCUGUUGUGCAAAACAAAACCCUGUAGGUAACCACAACACUGUAUUUGAAUUAAAAAUUUCCCCUCUUAAUUCAAGGCUGCUUCGUCGUAUUUUUAAAAAGCCACGACAGUAAAAACCUCUGUGGCUGAGGAUACAUUUAUAUAUAGUUUUAUGUUCAAUUUGAGGCUUGCCUGGGGAUUCUUAGGCAAUUCGGUGUGUCCCAUCAGUUAAAAUUAUGCUUUAAACCAAAUGCCCUGAUUCUUAAACUUACUUUACUUGGAGGUAGAUAAUAUUGUAAAGCCUUUCGAUGUCAGAAGAUUUGCAUGUAAGAGGUAGUAGGCUGGAACACAACACUGCUCCCUUAAAGUCAAACCAAAACAACAGAACUGGACAGCAGAGGUUUAACCGUGUCACUCCUAAUCCCAACCCACUUUUCUUUGGGAGGCCAGUGAGACUGGAAUCGAGGGGAUUUACUUCCAGGGAAUGCGCCUGGAGACGGGCACGUCUGUGUAAACCAGCUGUCCGACAGCCUGCAGUCCUCCGUGUUGCCGUUGAACUUGCCAGUAAAUAAGUUCCACGGAGAGGAAUGGUGCCCUAUUGGGCCCAGGAAGGCUUCCUUCCCUAGGGUGGGAAGGGGGUCCUUUGCAUCUGGCUGGAGAGCGCUCACGCCGAGGUUAUUGCUGGUAGUGUGACCUGAGCUCCCCAGGUAAAGGCGGCAAGAGGAAGUCCCUGCGCCAACCAGCGAAUUUCCAAUCCCUUUCAGAACAGGCGAGAUGAAAUUCUCUCUCCCCCGCCCUCUGCCCAGUCCCUCGUUACAUCUUCACGCGCUCCUGUUCUUUGCAAACGUGACGUUUUGCUGCGGGAGUGACGUGUUGGCUCCUCAAAAGGCCAGCCGUGGCUGCGGGGCAGAGAGGGCGUCCAGGCCACGCUCUUUCUGCCACCCAGAGCGCACCGGGCCCAGGAUGCUGCUGCUGCUGCUGCUGCAACAGAGGCGCUGUCUUUUCCUCUGGGUGCUUCCUUUCUUAUCGAUUUCUAUCCCCAGGGAGGAAUCUUCCCCCAAACGGACGGUACUUGAGGCUUGGUGGCUUUUAUCAAUACUAUAUUGGAAAGGCGAUGGGUUAUAAGAAUAUCGUCCUGUGCCAUUUGUUUUUUAAGCACAGCCCACAAAAGGCAGCAUUUAACCUGCUCUUGCCAAAGGUCACCCCGAUUAUGCCUCCCGAAUCAUUUCUAAUGGUUACCUGGUCACAGGAAAGCUGGGUUCAUCUCGUGUGUGUGUGUGUUCCCACAUUCCUAAAGCCUCUCAGUUGGGGACUAUGGAUUCUAAUAUCCUUUGGAUUUAUUUUAAAGCGCGCGUAACGGAGCGAAACAAACAUGCCGUUUUUCUGGUGCUUUUCUUAUUGCUCAGUAGCUAUUAGAGGGGGGAGGGUCCCCAUGUCUUUAAAAAGCGUGUUUCCGAUCCCCUUCCGCCAUGUCUAGACUGCAAAAUGAGGCCCCGAUCCCCUCCCGCUGGAGGCGACUGGCCAGGAAGAGUGGACACGUCUCAGAGCCUUUCUCAUCUGAAAGUGGCCAUUUCCUCUUUACACUUGUUUCGCGUAAAAUCUUUGCUACUCUUGGCUCGCGUGGGGUAUUUGGAUCUUUAACUUUCCUCGGGAGGCUUGUCAGUUCAGAAAACCUAGGCCACACUUCGUAGCCGCGACAACCUAUUGCCACCGAGGUAUGAUCCUGCAGUCUUCAAAAAUAAGAUGAUUAAGUUUGUAUGCGCGGAGAGACGGGAGAUGUCCCUUACAAGGGGCAGUUAGCAACCUUAGCUGGAGAAUAUGUGAGUCACGCAAGGUCUCUCUAAGGACCAUCACCUGUUCUGCGCCCAAAUAAAUAAAGAAUUUUCUCGCUGCAACAGAAGAAAUGCAAGGAGACACAGAGAGAAAAAUCUACCCUGGCUGCGUAGCAGUCAAUUACAUUUUUAUCAGAGCAGGCUCACGGUGCGCUCUAACGAAUAUUUCACUCAACCCCCCAAAUGUGUCAUCUGAGCAUAUGGGACGAUGCCAACUUUCGCUUGCCUUUCUUUUGGGGGCUCACAGGGCGACCGUCCUUCGCCUUGGCUGGGGAAACUAUGUGCCCAAUUCUCCCGCCUCGAGGGCUUUAAGGAGGAAAUUAAGGAGGCUUCUAUGAUGCGCAACUUUGUUGUAUUCAUUUCCUCUUCCCUACCCCCAUCCCCCCCCGGCAGGGAUCUAUGAGUGCAAAGACAAGCGGGAAGAGGUGAAAUCCGAAGACGAGGACGGCCAGACCAAGCUGAAGCAGAGGAGGAGUCGAACCAAUUUCACACUGGAGCAGCUGAACGAGCUGGAGAGGCUCUUCGACGAGACGCACUAUCCGGACGCCUUCAUGAGGGAGGAGCUGAGCCAGAGGCUGGGGCUGUCGGAAGCCAGGGUUCAGGUAAGGCAGCCUUAGAAGAAGACCAGAGUCCUCCUCCUCCUCCUGGCCUUGUUUCGGAUCUCUGUCUACCCCAUUAAAAUCCCCUCCUUUUUGUCACGCGCAGCACCCAGACACGUGUGACGGAGGAAGGGGGCCAGCAGCCAUGGGGGGAAAUUCCAGCCACUGGCGCUGCUCUCGAUUUCUCGCCCCUUUAGAAUCUUCAGCAGACACGGAGCGCUCGAAACAUCCCUGAGUGCCGCUCGCUAACAAAUCAGAGGCCUGAUUAGUAGCCCCAGCCAGGAACGAAAAACCUUUCCCUUUUCCCUUGAGGUUCUACUGCUCCUCUUUUUUUUUUUUUUUAACAGGGAGAGGGUGGGAGCAACUUCGGAGAACAAUUGGUGUAGAUCAAGCUAGGCUGGUUGGGUGCUCUGGGACUGGAUUAUCCAGAGCCGGGAGUGGGGUGGUGGGGGAGGGGGGGAAACGUGCCUCUAUUUGACUUGCAUAGCAAGGGUAUGAAUUCAUGGUGCCCCAUCUGCUCCGUUUGUCGAUCCCCUGGAAAACAGAACGUCUCCCAAUCCUCGAGGAGAUGUUUGGGUUGCGGGGCCUGCCUGCUGGUCAUGCGGCCAAGGCAUAUGCUCUAUACAAGAACAGAUUGUUGCCUUUAAAAAUGCAUUUAUCUUUUAUUUUUUUAAAGGCCUUUAGCCUUGCUCACUAGAGAGAGGGGGGGCUGGAAAAGAAGAAAAUAGAUAUAAUUAAAAAAGGGUGGUGCAGGUUGUGGCGAUUGUCGCAGCAUCGAUCCCCCUCAAACAGAGGUUGUGCAAAAAGGAGGGAAGAAGGGGGUUGGGCUAGAUGACCAUUAAGGUCCCUUCCAACUCUACAAUUCUAUGAUUCCAUGGAAGUGAUCAACCUGUAGCGUGGCUUUAGGGUCAAAGGCAUGUGGGGAAGACCGAGCUCCAGCUGAGCUUUUAUUCUGGCUGAACUCCCACAGCAACAAAAAACUAUUUUAAUGAACCACGCUUCCAGUUCCCCCAGUGUUUUUCCUCGGAGGUGAUGGUGGGAGUCACACUAGGAAAGGGGAAUCUCAGUCUAAAUGCUUUAAGUCAGGGGUGGCUCGCCAGAUGUUGACCCCGCCAGAUGUUGCUGGACCAAAUUUCCCAUAAUCCCUGACCACUUCCCAGGCUGGCUGGGACUUUGGGGGGUUAGAGCCCCACGACUCUAACAGAAGAGUUGGCAACCCCUACUUUUAGUAUGAACGCCCCACUAAUAUUCGUGGGGUUGACUUCCACGUCCCGCGUUGAGCAGCAUUUUUGUGCGCCUAGAACGCCUGCGUGUAAUUCCUCUUUCCAGGGCAGGCCUGCCAUUUAACUUUUGAAACAUUUCUUUGUAGGCUGUUUCCCCCCUGAAACAGCUGGGAAAACUAGGCUCCUGAACAGUUCGGGUUUUAAAUAAAUACAACAAUAAAUGAAAUAUUCCCCAGGAACGGAAUAGCGCUUACUGGUGUGCUCUUCUUGGAAAGGAGAGCUUACGAGGGGGAAUACUGAGAGGGGGAGGGAGAGAGAAGUCGUGGCUCCCACCCCCCGCGCCGAAGAUUGAUCUAACCGCCCAAGAUAAAUGAAUGAAAAGAUUAAACUUUGGCUGAAGGGGACAUCAACUUUUAUGUCAUCUUCCCAGCUCCUUCUAGGCGAGCCGGUAUAAUAUCUUGCCAGAGCCUUGAUGUAGCGUUUCUAUAAAAAUAAAUUACUCGUAGUGUUUCUAUAAAAAUAAAUUACUUGUAAUUGAAUUCCGCACUCUUUCUUUCAAGUAGUUUAUUACCGGAGUGGCGCGGCACCUUAACAGGAUAUUCAUAGUUACAGGAAAAUUGGCGUUUCAAGUGCUUGCAGGUUUCAUGAAAUAUUCCACCCUCUCACCUCCCCCUCCCCAGCAGCUCACUCUCUCUCUCUCAUAUUUCUGAAGGGGGAAACAUCCUUCAGUCUCUCCCCACCCCCCCAAAAUAAAGUCCAGAGAAAGCCGUUUUAGAGAGAACCCUUAAUUAAAACAUAAUCAGGAUUCGAUCGGCUAAAAAGGACUCGGUCGGCAUCUUAUUAAAGGAGGAAGAGAAAAGGAAGGAGACCGAAGGGCGAAAGCAACAACAACCCAAAGAUAUUUUAAUACUCUCCGAAUUGCCUCCUAAUCCCCGUCUGUAGCGCCUGUCCCUUGUUGUUAAAGGAUCUAGUUUCAAUUUAGUGUGGAAAUGUGCUGUAAAUAAAUUGGAGCUCCUACGGUAGCUACUUCUUAUUAACCUUUUAUUUUUAGUGUUGUACCGGCAACUCAUAUCGCCCAGCUGUCAGGGUUAUAAUUGAAAGUUAUGAGACCAUAGUGAGGAGCAGGCAGUAAUUCAAUUACGAGCAAAUAUCUUCGGGUUUUUAUGGCGCAAGGCUAAAUUAAAUGUCAUUAUUCACUGUCUCUAAUGGAAAUCAAAAGGAAAUCAGAUUAGAGCAUUUGUGAAAGAAAUCACUGAGUGAUCCUUAAUGAAGAAAUAACUGUCUAAAACACUGUCCUGCGCUUUACUUAGCAUAUUCAUGACUACUUGGAAUUGAUCGGGAAUCACACCCGGGCUGAUUUAUGAUGGCUGCGCGCGCGGGCUAAUUCAUCACUUUUAUUCCUCAUCACUUUCGCCUUUUUCCAAAGCAAAAUAAAAAAAUAAAAAAUGGGAAGGGACGCGUUUCCUUGCCCAGCUGGGCACAGCGAGUCUUUUUAAGAAGUGCAUUUCAGGCGCCACUGGUACGAGCCGGCAGCGUUUAACGCGGAUUAGUCUACCACAUCACACACCUCUCGCACGCUGCUCCUGACCGGGUGGUUAAAGCUGGGCAAAAGGACAUUUUUGCCCCAGAAUUUGCCACAUAUCUGCACCCGAUGUGUGAUUAAAAAAUAAAAAUAAAGUCUGCCUCCUUUAACAGGAUAACAGACGACCAAACGACCCUUGGGGGUGGGGAAGGAACUCUCCGCGGAAUUGGUAUAAAUUAUAUUAUGACGAGUGGCGUAGAGAUCGGAAUUAGCACAGAGGCAGGUCAUGGGAGUCAUUCCAAAAUCAUUAAUGCUGGAUAAAGAGCUACACACACACACACACACACACACACGAGAGAGAGAGAGAGAGAGAGAGAGAGAAGGGGAUAUAGAAUGAAGAAUAAAUAACAUGAGGGGCAUAUUCAUUUUUACUCAUUGGUUAGUCAAUACAGUACAGCCACCCUCUGUCCUCAGACAGGAUAGCUGAAGGUUUUCUGUUUACAACUUUUAAAUGCACAUUUCCUUCCCCGGCUUAAUUAAGCAGGAUUAUUUAAAACUCUGAUUUAGGGUGAAUUCAUUAUUAUUAUUAUUAUUCUGACAUACCAUAAAAAGAUCCCCAUUCUCAAGGUUUAUAUGAAUGGUAGGUGGUUAUAUUAAGAAACUAAUAUUUUCGUUUCAAGUGGGGCGUUCACAGUGCUAACGGUCGGAACAAAAACUAGCUAGAACCCAAAUAUUUCGGCUGAAUUUGACUAAAGCUGAAAUUUCUCAGCACACCGGUGUUUCGCUGAAAGCAAUGGCCCUUUCUCCCAAGGAAGGCGGAGAGAUGGCGGGGGUUGAUACUUCAAACGUUAGUCCGCUUGAAGUGGCUAAGUUUUCAGAGGUGUUCGAAAGAGUCUUAGAAUUGUAAAAUUGAAAGGGAUCGCAAGGGCCAUCUAGUACAACUCCCUGCAAUGCAGGAAUCGUUUGCCCAACGUGGGGCUCGACUGCAGCACCCUGAGAUUAAGAGUCUCACGACUGAGCUAAGAAUGCCCACGGCACCCGGUAUUCCUAGGCAGUGGUCUCCCAUCGAAGUACUAACCAGGCCUGACCCUGCUUAGCUUCGGAGAUCCCACGAGACUGGGCGUGUUGAGGGUCGUACGGCCAUCUAUCUAUACCAAAAGGCUGGGUUGCGUGUUGCACUCUUCACAGAACCAGGAAAUCCAAGGGAUCAGGACAUUAAAAUGGAAAGGGGACAUUUCCACUGGUAAAGAAAGCUCCCUUUCAAAAAGUUCAGGGAUCGCUCAGAAAUUGAGCAAACUCCCCCCCCCUUCCCCCAUCUUUUAAUUUGAGACAUCACCUAGUAGAGACCCGGAUCAGGGAGGGGGAGGCGACGCCACUAGCGCACGUGUGAAGGCGGCCAAUUCCUGUUGAAGAAACCCAUUCCAGUACCCCUGGAUAAUUAAUGUCUUUGGAAGCCUUUCUUUGCACUAAUUACUCCGUUGUAAAUGGCCAUCAUUAAGGCAAUUGAAGAAAGCUCGGAGGCGAAAUGUGAUGUAGGAAGUGCAGUUAGUAUUAAUUAACCGUAUGAUCAACUUGGCAAGCUGAGGAACUUGGAGGGGGGGCGGGGCGAAUGGGAGCGAUGUUUGCUUAACUCCCAGAUUUGAUCUGUCUCAGCAGACAGAGGCUGACUAAAGUUUGAUUUAGUAAGAGGAGGGGGGUGGAGACGCUGAGCAUUUGACGGUAGACGUAAUCCUUUAAACAUAUUUGUAAAAAAUCAUCUCCUUCUCCUCUCAUGGGAGAAGGCUCCCAUGCUGUUUCGUACGCCAGAGAGAUCUAAGGACACCCCCCCGCCUCAAUUUAUAAUACACGGGAAUUUCCGGAAUUAGGGGAGGAUUACUAGGAUGGCAAUUUUUUUUAUGAAAGAAAAAGAAUAAAAUCUGAUGGCAGAAUUAGAAAUAAUUCCUUCCACCCAAAUUUGGAAGUGUUUGAUUGUCGGUGGAAGUCAAGCCUAUUAAAAAGUCAAUCGUGGCUCUGAAAAACGGAUUUAUGGUGGGAUCCAUAACCCAGUCGAAAGACAAAUGGGAAGGGGUAAUUGAAAUCUGUUGGAUUAACCCCCUUUGAAAAAUCCUUCUGGAUGAUUUGUGUGGAAUUAAUUGAUUUCCCCAUAAACGGAAUUUGUAUUGGAAGUUGAACUGACUUUCAAGGGAGGGUUUGGGGGUCGUGGCUGUGUAGGGCGGUCCUGAGCAUCGUUUACUCGAAAGUAAGCCCGCGGAAUUCAACGAAAUGCUGUGCCUUGCCUGUAACGAAACAGGCUCAUGCCACAAUAUACUUUUUAAUCUUCAAGGAAACUUUACUGGUUUCGCUACUUUUUUAGAACUGCUUUCAGUCAAGUUCUUCUAGGAUCGCAACCUUAAUCGCUGGCAGCCUCUUUUGUUGCAUGGUUGCUCGGGAGUAAAUCCCAAGUAAAUGAAGAGUCCCUCCACUGAACCGUGAUGGGACUUUCUUCCGAGUAAUCAGUGUUUGGGUGUGGAUCCAUGGCUGGCCAUUUAAGUGGGCAAUUCCAAAGUCAUCAUGGAAGCAUAAGACAAAGCCCUGAUAAACCCUGGCAGAAAUUCGGGAAUAAAAGGGUUUAGCUGAAACUCACCUAUUUUUCCUUAAAUAGGGGAAAAAAGCGAUGCCGCACGAGUCGACAUAGGGGGAAACCCACUAAAACUGGUCCUUCUUUAUGUAUAUGCGUUCAAAAUUAACCUCGAGGAAAUGCCACUGUCUGGCACACAGGGGGAAAGGAGGCCACAUUCAGCCAAAUUGGAGGAACGCUGGACGUGAGAGAGCAAAGGGUGUGUGUGUGGAUGUAUGAGAGAUGGAUGCGAAGUGUAAAUCGGCACUUGGUACUCGACAAUUUUGGGUGUGGGUGUGCGGCAAUCUGUCACAUUUAUGUCUCAUUCUUUAGUGUGUGAGCCGAUAACCUCUUCCCCACGGGGAAAUCUCCCUUAGCAGCCUGCCAGCCGAAACCUAUACUUGCUCUCUCAGCAGUAAACCCCAUUGACUUCCAUGGGGCACGCUCCAAGGUCGGUGUGGGCAUUGGAUUGCGGCUUGGCUCUCUGUUCCUGAACGCCAUCUGCCUGUUUUCCUGAUUUCGAAUAGGAGAUGCCAACAAGAGGCUCUUUUCGCUUCCCUCCCCCGGUUUAAAAGCUAGGCAAGUCUUUGUUGCUGGACUGAACAGUUUCUUUCUUUGGAUAGCCUCGGAGGCAUUUUGUUCAUCUGCUAGUUCGACAUAAUGAUUUGCCCCCUUUUAAUAGUCCGCCUUUCCCGGUGAAAGGGAGCACAAGGCGGCUGACAACAUAAAAAGCAUUACAAACACACACUUUUAGGGAGGAGAAUAGUGCCCCCUCCCAUUUCAGACCGCAUUUGCUUGUUCUUCGGGAGUCCUCUCUAUUUCUGACCGGGUCCCUCAAGAGUGACUGCUGUUCUCAAUCUAAACCUUUAGAUCGGAACAUAUUCUUUGGUUUAAAGAAGUGCGCGCGCGGACCUGUAUCAUUCACGUUAUAUUUAUGGGAUGCUGAACUACACGCAUAGCUCUUAAAAUACAUUGACUUGUUUGCGGUCUAAGCCUUGCAAAAUUCCUCCCUUACUGGGGGGGGUGUGUGUGUGUGUCCAAAUUGUCCCUCCUCCUGACUGAUAUCCGAAGUGCUAUAAACUGAGCAGUUGUGCAAGCUUCGUUGUCGCGCCGAGGCGCUCAAUUUGUGCCCCGGCUGUCGCACUUUAAGCCUGUAGGUGAGGGCUCAUAAGCUUGACCGGUUCUCCAUACAGUCUAGUGGUCUCUGGGAGCGGAACUUUGGGAUAUUUCAUAGCUGUGUCUAGCGCCCCCACAGGCCAAUCCAUGUAUUGCAUCUUAUACCUUCGAAGGGUUGCUGCCCUUGGCGCUCCGCUGCGCCACACUGGCAGCCCCUUCCUCUGAAUCCCUUGAGAUGGAGGAAGCAAAGUCUCCUUUUGACCAGGACUUUAAAAAAAAAAGAAGGAAAAAGAGAGAGUACGUAUGCGCGAGGAAGGAGCGGCUACACCCCCGCAUCAACUUCGCGCUGCUUUGCGAAUUUGGAUUCGCAACCUUAGGAGGGAGGUCGCUCCUGGCUUGACUGCUCCUCUUAAAAGCGCUUGUUUGCUUGACUUUGACAUCAGCCAUGCUUGGGACGAUCAAGAUGCAAACUCUGCAUUUUACAACAGGGGACGACUUUCUCCAAGCUGCGCAUUGUUCGGUUGGUGGUUUUUUUUAGCAGAAGUGCGAAUGAAUCCCAUUACCAUUCUUGUCCGAUUCUCCGUUCGCACUCGGAUCUCACCUGCUCUAUUUGCAAGUGAAACUCGUCUCAUCACUUGCAGCCCACAUUUUCUGAUCUGGUGGCUACUUUAUGCUUUGUAAUAGUAAUAAGAAUAAUACAGAAAGUCACUGUUCUCAGGUCAUUUGUAUUUUUUUUUUAAAACUGAACUAUGUGUGUGUGUGUGUGUGCACAAUCAACAAAAACCUCUAAGAGGUUUACACAGCCCCCCAUUCUAGUGCACAACUGUGGCAACCCCUACCAGUGUGGACGUCAGGAUUGCUUCUCAUUCCAACAGCGGGAAAGAAAAUGCUGCAUUUAUACCAUUUUAGUGGUAUAUAGCACAGGCUAUAUAGGACGGGAGGGGGAACGCUUUCCUAUUUUCUUAUUUCGAAACACCUCGGGCUGCAAUCCUAUACACGCUUACCCGACAGGAAGAGCCAUUGAACCCAACGGGAUUUACUUCUGACACGUAUAAGGAUCACGAUGUGAGUCUCUUGAAACCUGCUUACCAAUACCACGACCCUUGUCUUAAAAGGGCCUUUGACUAGUUCUGCUGUUUUGCGUGAUGUAUACUGUUACCUGUAUGCCAAAUAAACAAGCAUUUCUCAGAGAGAAAGCCACCAGACGAGCAGAGCAGAGGAAAGAGAGAAGUUUCAGUAGCGUGCAUAACAAAACUGCCACUUUGAUUUUGGAAGAAGGCGGGGGGAAGCGAAGUAUAAGGUCUUCAUCUUUCCUUUGCCUCCCUGAGACUGUGGAACACGGGCUGAGAUAGCUUCUGUCCUCUGACAUUCGGACUCUAUACUUUCGUGUGUUCUGAAUAUCCUCAAAAGCUUGUCCUUCUGUGGGUGGGUAGGAACUUACCUGUUUCUAGAUUGCUGGUCCCGUGAAAAUCAAUAAAACGUAUCAACCAAAAUAAAACUCCUUUAACGUACGAGCAAUCAAAAUGACACAAAACAGGGAGCAAGCUUCCGAGCCCAACAGGAUUCUUCAUCAGACUGAAUAUUAAGCAAGGGCGUGUGUGGGUAAGGGGAAAAAAUGUCUGUAUUGGUCAAAAAAGUUCGUUUUUAUAAGCACGGGUGGCUGCCAGACGCUUCAGAACUGAUGGUGACAAACCUCUCUCCUCCCCUCAUUUUCUUUGAUUGCAGGUUUGGUUCCAGAACCGAAGAGCCAAAUGCCGGAAACAGGAGAACCAGAUGCAUAAAGGUGAGUUCGAGCUGGAAAGUGCUUGGGUGGGCUGGAGGAGGGGAGGGGGUUGGCGAGCGCUAUCCGGACCUCCGAGGUUCCUUCCUCACCAAGACACGUGUCUCUCUCUCUCCCCCCCCCCCCCGCUUUGCAGGUGUGAUCUUGGGGACGGCCAGCCACUUAGACGCCUGCCGAGUGGCCCCUUACGUCAACAUGGGCGCCCUGAGGAUGCCUUUCCAGCAGGUAGCUCGUUUUGAUUCCUUUUGACCCGUUUCUCUCCCUGUACGUCCGAGGCGAAUCGAGGUUCGGGAGGGGAGGGGCGCUGCAGAAAAAGGACACGCCUCUUCCGCGCGGGCUGUCAGACGGAAGGGGGCGGCGCUUAUACGCCUCUCGCUGGGCAGGAGGCGUGGCUGGAGCGCAGAUCCGUCAGGAAGCCACGCCCCUGGCGUUCGGGCGUUUUCCAAGCCUGGGAUGAAUCAGUGGCGAAGGAGUGCAGUCUGCGCGCCCUCAGAGGCGCCCUUGUCGACAAGCAUCCCCAGGUUUGGAACGAGGACUUGCUCACUGUGGCUUCCAAGUCUGGCUGCAAUCCUGUUCACGCUCAAUGUGGGAGUAAGCGCCACUGAAACCAGUAGGACUUAUUUCUGAGUGAACACUGUGUAGGAUAGUACUGUCAUGUGGAGUGUUGCAUCAUUUGGAAAAACAAAAUUUCCGGCUACUUCUACUCAUCCUCUUGGAAAGAUGAGUACAGUGGUACCUCGGGUUACAGACGCUUCAGGUUACAGACUCCGCUAACCCAGAAAUAGUGCUUCAGGUUAAGAACUUUGCUUAAGGAUGAGAACAGAAAUUGUGGUCUGGCAGCACGGCGGCAGCAGAAGGCCCCAUUAGCUAAAGUGGUGCUUCAGGUUAAGAACAGUUUCAGGUUAAGAACAGACCUCCGGAAUGAAUUAAAUACAUAACCAGAGGUACCACUGUAGUUGAUUUGCCUCAGCUAUUGUUAGUAGAAACCAAACACAUUAAUAAUCUCUGUACUGAACCACUUAAAUUUCUGCCUUUCAAGUAGUCUUUAAAGGCACAACAGUUCUUACCUGUGGCGAGAAAAAUAUUGAAUGCAGAGGGGAAGAAAAUAAAUCCAGGUAAUUGUAGCUUCACUCCCCCAAAUACCUAAAUGUAGAAUUCCAUUAUUUUUGUUCCUCUCUCCUAAGUAGUCGUCCUAAAGCACACCUGCAUUGCAGUCCUAGAAAUGUUCACUCAGAAGUAAAUCAUGUUGCUUUUAAUGGGGACAUCGUUCUUGGUAAGUGUAUACAUGAUCAUAGCUUGAUCUGUAUUUUGAUUAAGGGACAGGUGGAUCCACACCAUACAUUUAAAACACAUUCAACACACUUAUUCCCCCUCUGCACCCCCCGAAUCCUGGGAACUGUCGCUCAUUCCUCACAGAGCUACAGUUCCCAUUACCCGAAGCAAGCUACUUUUCACUGAGAUUGGGGAAAGCCAUGUGCUACAAAUGCAUGGUGUGGAUUCAACAUUCCUGUGAAGUAGGUUAGGCUGAGAAACUGCUCUUUGUUCAAAGCUAAUCUUUAUCAAAGCAACAGAGAAAAUACUGUAGCGCAAGCAUGUUUCAGGACUCACACAAUGAAACCACCUCCCAAACUUGCAUGGCCAUGAAGAAGUCUGUUUCUCAGGCUCAGCCAUCUUCUGAUAUGGGCAAUAAUAGAGACCUACCUUAUUAGAUUGAUUUAAGUAAUGAGUACUGAAUGAUGCAUUCUCUGCCCUUAAAUUCGCGGUAAACCUGCUACUUGCAAGGGGAUUUGAUCCUCCAGUCAUUAUGUCGCACUAGCACUGUAUGGAACACAAAAACCAUGCUUUGCUCACUCUUUUUGCCCCAUUAGUCUUCAUAACUGGGAACUGAAAGUAGUCUCACACACAAGCCAUAGAGAAAAGUCAGUAAGCAGCAGAGAUGCCUCAGCUUCCUUCUAUUUACAUCCUCCUAUGUAAUUAAGUACCCCUGUGAUUCUCAGGCUUCUGGAAAGGUCCCAUUUAGUUCAAUCAGGGUUUCAGAAAAGUGGGGCCUAGCUAGUUGAUUUCUUCUGCAGCAGCGUUUAUCUUUUGCAGAACUAGAGCAACGUUGCCCUUGGUGAUUUCACACGUGAGGCUUAAAUCAGGGUGGUCCAAGGAGAAGAAAUCAAGACACAUUUGGUUUCUGUUUUGAAUUAGAUCCUGCGUUGUUAACAGAUUUAAGAAGGACACCAAGAGUUGUCAGCUUCUCACUCCCGAAUGCUUGUGCCGUUUAACAGGGCCUUGUUCUGCAGCAAAGCAGCAGUGGUGGUGACUGUUUAUCUCCAUGUUGUGAAGCGCUUCAUCUUCUAAUUUGCUGUAGAUCCAGCUGCUGCUAAAAAGGCACACCUAGAAGAGCUGGGUGGAAAUUUGGGGUGUGGGGUUGUGGUGGUCACGUGUGAAAAUUCCUCUUUAAGAGGUUGUAACCUCGCAUUGCCUCAAAGCUACUUGUGUGGACUAUCUUACUUUUUUGAAAGUCACCCAGAAAUGCUGCCAUUCAGACCAGUCUAGUGAAUGUCUCCAAUGCAAAUGAUAAGGAAAAAAAAGUAACAACCCCAAAACACUUAUUUAGCGAGGCAGGAUGUGAGGGGUGGGCAGGCAGUCGGGUCCUUGUUUCAGCCCACCCCCCCACGUGUCAGUGGGGCUUGGGUACUUCUCAGGCUAGAAAUGUGUCAGAAACAACCUCUGUCAAGGAAACUGGUCGAUUCCCUGCAAAAGCACCCUAGUCACUGAGACACAGAGAAAUAGAACUUGUUCCACUUUGUUUCCUUAAAAAACACAGGCAGGAGGAAGAAAAUAUUGGGGAGAUCAUUCUUUACCUUUCUUUGCCUCCCACUGGCUGCCCGAAUAUGUGAAACCUUUGCUACUUUUUCAAUUUCACCUUCAUUAGCUUGAGGGUGAAACUGACUUAGAAAAACAGCUCCAUUUAUUUUCGAAGUUAGACGUGUUAAGGGGAACUAUGGCGUGAAUAAGAUGGCCAUAGUUUUUGAUGGAUUUCUCCCACCCAAGGACAAGGGAGGAAGAGGAGAAAAUAAGCAAGCCUGCAGACAAGGCCACAUGGCAGGAGGCUUGUGGAUGAGUAGCCAGCUCAGGAAGAUCCAAAGCCUUUCUCUUGACUUUUCUCUUCCCUCUCUUAAAUGUAUCUUACCCUUUUAUAUACAGAGAUGUCUGUCCAGGCAGUAAAAGCCUCCACACUUCCGGGCAGUGGGAGUGGGAAGGCGUGGAGACUAUUGACAAGCACUUGGCUCUUCUUGCUCAGUUUUAUUCAAAUGUUUGAAUAGCCACCUUCUCUCUCAUACAGGUUGUCAAAGAGAUUAAAUUUAAUCACACACACAUACAACAAAUCUUCUCCUAUUCACCUAAACCCUCUCAGGCCUUGAUAAGUGUCUAGUCCCUAUCCCUUAUGUUUCAGACGGCCACAAAUAAAUAUGCUUUAAAAUAGCCAUAAGUGUCCCUGAACCGUUGUUAAGUAUUCUUAGAAAGUGGUCAAAAAUAAAGAGAUGAAGGGGAUGUGAUUCUGUUCACAGACUGAUCCUGUAUACCUGGCAUGCCUUACAUGUGGUGUAAUAGUUAGAGUGUUGGAGUAGGACUUGGGAGAUCAGCGUUCGAAUCCCCACUCAGCUAUGUAGCUCCCUGGGUGACUCACCACCUUUUAGCCUCACCCUACAUCACAGGGUUGUUGGGAGGAUAAAAUGGGGAGGAGGAGAACACUACCUUGAGAUCCUUGGAUGAUAAAGGUGGUAUAUAAAUGUAAAUAAUGAUAAUGAUAAUGAUAAUAGAAUUGGAUCAGGCUAGCAACAGAGCCAAAUUUCCCCAUUCCACCCCGCCCUAUACUUUAACAAAAAAUCCAACAGCUUCAAAGCUAAAAAGCUAUACUCAGGAAAAACUAUUUAUAGCCAUCUUAAAACAAAUUUUACAAGAGGACUUAUAAACCUUAUAAACAAAGACCGGAGAAGUUAUCUGGCACCUUGGGGCCAUAACUCUGCAUCAGAUCUGGCAGCACGUGUUCCUGUUGAAAGUCCAGUGGUGUUUAGGACCAGUUCAAACUCACUUUUGCAGCUACAGUGGUGCCUCGCAAGACGAAAUUAAUCCGUUCCGCGAGAGUCUUCGUCUAGCGGUUUUUUCGUCUUGCGAAGCAAGCCCAUUGACGGAUUAGCGCUAUUAGCGCUAUUAGCGGUUUAGCGGCUAUUAAAGGCUUAAAGGCUUAGGGGAUUAGCUGCUAAAAGGCUAUUAAAGGCUAUUAAAGGCUUAGCAGAUUAGAUAAAGGGGGGGGAAAGCGGAAAAAAAAAUCUCAGGACUCGCAAGGUAUUUUCGUCUUGCGAAGCAAGCCCAUAGGGGAAUUCGUCCUGCGAAGCAACUUCAAAACGGAAAACCCUUUCGUCUAGCGGUUUUUCCGUCUUGCGAGGCAUUCGUCUUGCGGGGCACCACUGUAUUUAAUUACACCGUCACCUUUUUAACGUUAUUAUUGUUAUUACUAUUCAAAAGUCCUUCAUUUGCUGGACGUGUGCCACAAGGACUUUAGCAGUAACUGCAGUAACUGCAAAUGUGUGUGGCUGCACUUUCUCUCCUGCACACCCUUGUGGGUAUGGUUCUCCUUUUUUAGUUCCUCGAAGAAGGAAAAAAUGUCUGUGUGACCUCCCAGGAAGCAUUAAUAUUGCUUGAUAAAAAACACCAUGGGGUAGGGCCUUACAUUAUAAUAUCAGACCACAAGUGAGGAUCUGAAACAAAAUGUGCAGGUUUUACCAGAGUCUGUGGCUAAGGGGGUUGAAAAAUUUGAGUUAGCAGAAAAGAUAGGUGUCCCCUGCUCAUAGCUGUCAACUUUUCCCUUUUCUUUCGAGGAAUCCUAUUUGGAAUAAGGGAAUUUCCCUUAAAAAAGAGAAAAGUUGACAGCUAUGCCCCUGCUAUAACACAGGUCUUACUUCAUGCCCACUUUUUAUUUGAAAAAACACACACCAGUCUGCAUGCAAGCCAAUUGAACACAAGGCUUUUCUUGCAAACGAGUGCUUGGUGUGGCCUGGGAGGAGGUUUGAGAAGGCCAUUCAUAUAGCUCUACAUCUGGCCUGAUAUAUAACAGUGGCCUACGUUGCAUGGCUGCUGUAAGUUGCUCUUUCUCAGCACAGCCCUCCAAUCUGCAACUGGGGAAAAAAAGUGAACUAUAUCCUGCUCUCUCAGUUCUACCUGCAGUGUGGGAAUAAAAAAAUAAAGGAAUGCAGGGUUCUGCAAACUCAGCUUCUGCUGAUCUCCAAUGUGCAAUAGGGGUCUAAUACCGCUGGACAACACUGCGGGGGUGCUGCAAAGUGCCCAGAGCCUGAUAUGCAGUAUUCAGGGUGCACUACGCUGUGGGUUAAACCACAGAGCCUAGGGCUUGCCGAUCAGACUGUCAGUGGUUCGAAUCCCCGCGAUGGGGUGAGCUCCCAUUGCUUGGUCCCUGCUCCUGCCAACCUAGCAGUUUGAAAGCACGUCAAAGUGCAAGUAGAUAAAUAGGUACCACUCUGGCGGGAAGGUAAACGGCGUUUCCGUGUGCUGCUCUGGUUUGCCAGAAGUGGCUUAGUCAUGCUGGCCACAUGACCCGGAAGCUGUACACCGGCUCCCUCGGCCAAUAAAGCGAGAUGAGCGCCACAACCCUAGAGUCAUCCGCGACUGGACCUAAUGGUCAGGGGCCCCUUUACCUUUUUUACACUGCCAUUAAGUUGUUCUCUCCCAGCCAAGGGGAAGCUUGAAUAGGUAUCCCUAUGUAGAGGAACCAUGCUAUAGAAAAGGAAAGAGUUUGUGUGUCUGGAAGAUCUGGAAAAGGGGAACUCUGCAGUUCUAAGUCUAUAGCAGUAAAAUAAUGAGUGGAAUAUGGCAAUUAAACAAGCAAAGGAACAUUGGUAAAGGAUUGAUCACCAUGUACAAAGAGUGGCACUGUGCAACAGUAGAUUAAAAUGCUGAGACAUAAGAAGAAAGUGCUCAUGGUUAUUUGGGUCUGGACCUUAAGUGGUUUCUGAUAUGAUAUGCUGACAUCAAAGUGAGAACAUCUCUCUGUUGUUGCAGAUGACAGUGGUUAGAAGCAAAAACAACAUUGUGAUAUCCUGUCGACUUUAUUGUGGUAUUAGCUUACAGACCUUUUAACCACCUAGCCCAGUUUACCAGGAACCCACAUCUGCCUGUUACAGAAAGCCAUUCUAUUCCUACAGGCUGCAGACCUCUCCUGGUGUAUGUCCCCUUGAAAACCCGGCCUAUUUACAGAUGCACAGAAUGACACUCAUUUGUUUACCCUCAUGGAAGCUCCUUUACUCAUUGUCCCUUUUGCCUCUGUGUCCUUCUUUUGCUCUCUCAGGUCCAAGCUCAGCUGCAGCUGGAAGGCGUCACCCAUGCCCACCCUCACCUCCACCCUCACCUGGCUGCACACGCCCCUUAUCUGAUGUUCCCCCCGCCCCCUUUUGGACUUCCCAUUGCCUCCUUGGCAGAUUCCGCCUCUGCGGCCGCAGUAGUAGCAGCGGCCGCGAAGAGCAACAGCAAGAAUUCCAGCAUCGCUGACUUGAGGCUCAAGGCUCGGAAACACGCCGAGGCCCUGGGGCUCUGA
Messenger RNA from Podarcis lilfordi (Lilford's wall lizard), 19502 nucleotides. Lineage: Eukaryota; Metazoa; Chordata; Lepidosauria; Squamata; Lacertidae. The record is from the annotation of a GenBank genome assembly.